AUGUUUAACCUGUUCAAGACUGGUCCUGUUUUAGGGAACGUGUUUGCAAGUUUUAGAAGAUUCAAACAUGAAUAUUCACCAAGAUUUAAAGAAGUUGAAAAGGCUCAAAAGGGUAGAGUUUCCGUGAGGACUGGAGGUUCAAUCAAAGGUAAUAGUUUGGAAUUUGGUAAAAUAGGAUUAAGAUUGAAAUCAGUUGGUAUUAGAAUGCAUGCCAAUCAACUUCAAGCAGCUGAUAAAGUUUUAAGAAGAGAAUUAAGACCAACUAAAUCAAAAUUAUUUACUAGGUUUGUUUGUGAUUUAGCUGUUUGUAUUAAAGGUAAUCAAACAAGAAUGGGUAAAGGUAAAGGUGCCUUUGAUCAUUGGGCCACCAGAGUUCCUACUGGUAAAGUUUUAUUUGAAAUUGAUGGACCAAUCCAUGAUAAAGUUGCUAGAGAAGCAUUAAGAAAAGCUUCUGAUAAAUUACCAGGGUUAUAUGAAAUCAUUACUCCAGAAUCAAAAGUUAGAGUAAGUUUGACUCACUUGAUUGAUAAACCAGCACCUGUUGAUUAUGCCGAAAAACUUAAUGCCAAACCUUCAAAGAAAUGGGCCAAUUUACAAACACACUAUACUGACCCAAUGUAUAAAUUGUAUAGUGGAAGAUAG
This is a messenger RNA of Candida tropicalis MYA-3404, 642 nucleotides long. Its product is annotated as mitochondrial 54S ribosomal protein uL16m. The coding region runs from base 1 to 642 and encodes 213 amino acids. Gene Ontology annotation, cellular component: ribosome; mitochondrial large ribosomal subunit. The record is from RefSeq and is a predicted model, not a curated record. Gene Ontology annotation, molecular function: structural constituent of ribosome; rRNA binding. Gene Ontology annotation, biological process: mitochondrial translation. Lineage: Eukaryota; Fungi; Ascomycota; Pichiomycetes; Serinales; Debaryomycetaceae. The transcript has a single exon.